Messenger RNA from Knipowitschia caucasica, 3762 nucleotides. The record is from the annotation of a GenBank genome assembly. NCBI's taxonomy places the organism in Eukaryota, Metazoa, Chordata, Actinopteri, Gobiiformes, Gobiidae.
AUGUCCCUUUAUCUGCAGCUUCACGUGUUCUUCCAGAAGCGUGUGUACUGGGGUGGGGGUCCGGUCACGUGUUCUUCCAGAAGCGUGUGUACUGGGGUGGGGGUCCGGUCACGUGUUCUUCCAGAAGCGUGUGUGUACAGGGGUGGGGGUCCGGUCACGUGUUCUUCCAGAAGCGUGUGUACAGGGGUGGGGGUCCGGUCACGUGUUCUUCCAGAAGCGUGUGUACAGGGGUGGGGGUCCGGUCACGUGUUCUUCCAGAAGCGUGUGUACUGGGGUGGGGGUCCGGUCACGUGUUCUUCCAGAAGCGUGUGUACUGGGGUGGGGGUCCGGUCACGUGUUCUUCCAGAAGCGUGUGUACUGGGGUGGGGGUCCGGUCACGUGUUCUUCCAGAAGCGUGUGUACAGGGGUGGGGGUCCGGUCACGUGUUCUUCCAGAAGCGUGUGUACUGGGGUGGGGGUCCGGUCACGUGUUCUUCCAGAAGCGUGUGUACUGGGGUGGGGGUCCGGUCACGUGUUCUUCCAGAAGCGUGUGUACUGGGGUGGGGGUCCGGUCACGUGUUCUUCCAGAAGCGUGUGUACUGGGGUGGGGGUCCGGUCACGUGUUCUUCCAGAAGCGUGUGUACUGGGGUGGGGGUCCGGUCACGUGUUCUUCCAGAAGCGUGUGUACUGGGUGGGGGUCCGGUCACGUGUUCUUCCAGAAGCGUGUGUACUGGGGUGGGGGUCCGGUCACGUGUUCUUCCAGAAGCGUGUGUACUGGGGUGGGGGUCCGGUCACGUGUUCUUCCAGAAGCGUGUGUACAGGGGUGGGGGUCCGGUCACGUGUUCUUCCAGAAGCGUGUGUACUGGGGUGGGGGUCCGGUCACGUGUUCUUCCAGAAGCGUGUGUACUGGGGUGGGGGUCCGGUCACGUGUUCUUCCAGAAGCGUGUGUACUGGGGUGGGGGUCCGGUCACGUGUUCUUCCAGAAGCGUGUGUACAGGGGUGGGGGUCCGGUCACGUGUUCUUCCAGAAGCGUGUGUACUGGGGUGGGGGUCCGGUCACGUGUUCUUCCAGAAGCGUGUGUACUGGGGUGGGGGUCCGGUCACGUGUUCUUCCAGAAGCGUGUGUACAGGGGUGGGGGUCCGGUCACGUGUUCUUCCAGAAGCGUGUGUACUGGGGUGGGGGUCCGGUCACGUGUUCUUCCAGAAGCGUGUGUACUGGGGUGGGGGUCCGGUCACGUGUUCUUCCAGAAGCGUGUGUACUGGGGUGGGGGUCCGGUCACGUGUUCUUCCAGAAGCGUGUGUACUGGGGUGGGGGUCCGGUCACGUGUUCUUCCAGAAGCGUGUGUACAGGGGUGGGGGUCCGGUCACGUGUUCUUCCAGAAGCGUGUGUACAGGGGUGGGGGUCCGGUCACGUGUUCUUCCAGAAGCGUGUGUACUGGGGUGGGGGUCCGGUCACGUGUUCUUCCAGAAGCGUGUGUACUGGGGUGGGGGUCCGGUCACGUGUUCUUCCAGAAGCGUGUGUACUGGGGUGGGGGUCCGGUCACGUGUUCUUCCAGAAGCGUGUGUACUGGGGUGGGGGUCCGGUCACGUGUUCUUCCAGAAGCGUGUGUACUGGGGUGGGGGUCCGGUCACGUGUUCUUCCAGAAGCGUGUGUACAGGGGUGGGGGUCCGGUCACGUGUUCUUCCAGAAGCGUGUGUACUGGGGUGGGGGUCCGGUCACGUGUUCUUCCAGAAGCGUGUGUACAGGGGUGGGGGUCCGGUCACGUGUUCUUCCAGAAGCGUGUGUACUGGGGUGGGGGUCCGGUCACGUGUUCUUCCAGAAGCGUGUGUACAGGGGUGGGGGUCCGGUCACGUGUUCUUCCAGAAGCGUGUGUACUGGGGUGGGGGUCCGGUCACGUGUUCUUCCAGAAGCGUGUGUACUGGGGUGGGGGUCCGGUCACGUGUUCUUCCAGAAGCGUGUGUACUGGGGUGGGGGUCCGGUCACGUGUUCUUCCAGAAGCGUGUGUACUGGGGUGGGGGUCCGGUCACGUGUUCUUCCAGAAGCGUGUGUACUGGGGUGGGGGUCCGGUCACGUGUUCUUCCAGAAGCGUGUGUACAGGGGUGGGGGUCCGGUCACGUGUUCUUCCAGAAGCGUGUGUACUGGGGUGGGGGUCCGGUCACGUGUUCUUCCAGAAGCGUGUGUACAGGGGUGGGGGUCCGGUCACGUGUUCUUCCAGAAGCGUGUGUACAGGGGUGGGGGUCCGGUCACGUGUUCUUCCAGAAGCGUGUGUACUGGGGUGGGGGUCCGGUCACGUGUUCUUCCAGAAGCGUGUGUACUGGGGUGGGGGUCCGGUCACGUGUUCUUCCAGAAGCGUGUGUACUGGGGUGGGGGUCCGGUCACGUGUUCUUCCAGAAGCGUGUGUACUGGGGUGGGGGUCCGGUCACGUGUUCUUCCAGAAGCGUGUGUACUGGGGUGGGGGUCCGGUCACGUGUUCUUCCAGAAGCGUGUGUACAGGGGUGGGGGUCCGGUCACGUGUUCUUCCAGAAGCGUGUGUACAGGGGUGGGGGUCCGGUCACGUGUUCUUCCAGAAGCGUGUGUACUGGGGUGGGGGUCCGGUCACGUGUUCUUCCAGAAGCGUGUGUACUGGGGUGGGGGUCCGGUCACGUGUUCUUCCAGAAGCGUGUGUACUGGGGUGGGGGUCCGGUCACGUGUUCUUCCAGAAGCGUGUGUACAGGGGUGGGGGUCCGGUCACGUGUUCUUCCAGAAGCGUGUGUACUGGGGUGGGGGUCCGGUCACGUGUUCUUCCAGAAGCGUGUGUACAGGGGUGGGGGUCCGGUCACGUGUUCUUCCAGAAGCGUGUGUACAGGGGUGGGGGUCCGGUCACGUGUUCUUCCAGAAGCGUGUGUACUGGGGUGGGGGUCCGGUCACGUGUUCUUCCAGAAGCGUGUGUACUGGGGUGGGGGUCCGGUCACGUGUUCUUCCAGAAGCGUGUGUACUGGGGUGGGGGUCCGGUCACGUGUUCUUCCAGAAGCGUGUGUACUGGGGUGGGGGUCCGGUCACGUGUUCUUCCAGAAGCGUGUGUACUGGGGUGGGGGUCCGGUCACGUGUUCUUCCAGAAGCGUGUGUACAGGGGUGGGGGUCCGGUCACGUGUUCUUCCAGAAGCGUGUGUACAGGGGUGGGGGUCCGGUCACGUGUUCUUCCAGAAGCGUGUGUACUGGGGUGGGGGUCCGGUCACGUGUUCUUCCAGAAGCGUGUGUACUGGGGUGGGGGUCCGGUCACGUGUUCUUCCAGAAGCGUGUGUACUGGGGUGGGGGUCCGGUCACGUGUUCUUCCAGAAGCGUGUGUACUGGGGUGGGGGUCCGGUCACGUGUUCUUCCAGAAGCGUGUGUACUGGGGUGGGGGUCCGGUCACGUGUUCUUCCAGAAGCGUGUGUACUGGGGUGGGGGUCCGGUCACGUGUUCUUCCAGAAGCGUGUGUACUGGGGUGGGGGUCCGGUCACGUGUUCUUCCAGAAGCGUGUGUACUGGGGUGGGGGUCCGGUCACGUGUUCUUCCAGAAGCGUGUGUUACAGGGGUGGGGGUCCGGUCACGUGUUCUUCCAGAAGCGUGUGUACUGGGGUGGGGGUCCGGUCACGUGUUCUUCCAGAAGCGUGUGUACAGGGGUGGGGGUCCGGUCACGUGUUCUUCCAGAAGCGUGUGUACUGGUGCGGGGUGAAGGCCUGCUGGUAGUCUUCUUCUGCAGGGGACCGGGUUGGGCUCUUCUUCACCUCCCUCCUCCUCUGCCUCGCUCGGCGCUCUUCCUCUGA